AGACAAUCUCUCAGAUGUGUGUUAUACAGCUUUACUGUGUGUUUCUCGUGUGUGUUGAACAGAUCUGCUCAUCAUGUCUGGCCGCGGUAAGAAGAAGCUCGCAAGCGCAGCGAAACCCAAGACGUCCAUGACGCGCUCCUCCCGCGCGGGGCUCCAGUUCCCGGUGGGCCGCAUCGAGCGUCUCCUGCGGAAGGGGAACUACGCGUCGCGCAUCGGCUCCGGCGCGGCGGUGUAUCUGGCCGCGGUCCUCGAGUACAUGUGCGCGGAGGUGCUGGAGCUCGCGGGCAACGCGAGCCGCGACAACAAGAAGCGCCGCAUCGCGCCGCGUCACAUCCUGCUAGGGGUGCGCAACGACGAGGAGCUGAACACGCUACUGGGCGGAGUCACGAUCUCUGAGGGAGGAGUUCUGCCCAACAUCCAGGCCCAACUACUGCCCAAGAAGACCAAAGCGGCCCAGGACCCGGACACCGGCGAACAGGCCCAGUCCCAGUCCCAGGAGUUCUGACUGAAUGUAGCCUACUUUAGUGUUUUUAGCUCUUUAAUCUCAAAUUCUCAAUGGUAUUAAUAAAAUAUUUUUCUACAA
Messenger RNA from Pimephales promelas (fathead minnow), 583 nucleotides. RefSeq names its product H2A histone family member 1a like (gene h2af1al). Gene Ontology annotation, cellular component: nucleosome. The record is from RefSeq and is a predicted model, not a curated record. Lineage: Eukaryota; Metazoa; Chordata; Actinopteri; Cypriniformes; Leuciscidae. Gene Ontology annotation, molecular function: DNA binding; structural constituent of chromatin; protein heterodimerization activity.